AUGGGCGGCCCGCGGGCUUGGGCGCUGCUCUGCUUCGGCCUCCUGCUCCUGGGGGGCAGCGCCGCGUGGAGCGUCGGGGGACCCCCGUUCUCGGGACGCAGGAACUGGUGCUCAUAUGUGGUGACCCGCACCGUCUCAUGCCAUGUACAGAAUGGUACCUACCUUCAGCGAGUGCUGCAGAACUGUCCCUGGCCCAUGAGCUGCCCGGGGAGCAGCUACCGAACGGUGGUGAGACCCACUUACAAGGUGAUAUACAAGACAGUGACCACCCGAGAGUGGAGAUGCUGCCCCGGGCACUCGGGGCCGAGCUGCGAGGAAGCCGCAGGCUCCUCUGGCCACGUGGAACCCGGGUGGUCUGGCCACAGCAUGCGGCGAAUGGCGCUUCGGCCCCCAGUCUUCUCAGGUUGUCUCAACUGCAGCAAAGUGUUGGAGCUGACAGAGCGGCUGAAGGUGCUGGAGGCCAAGGUGGCUUUGUUGACUGUCACAGAGCAGGCAGUGCCCCCAGUCCCAACUACCUUCAAAGACCCCGCCUCGCUCUGGGGCUCGCCAGCUGCCCAGGGCAGCCCCGGGGACGGAGGCUUCCUAGGGCCACCAGGAGCCAGAGAGAGUAUGAGGCUCUCAUUGCUCCCUCGAGAUGACCGAGUGGGGACCCGGGGGCUGCCUGGACCCACUGGCCCUAAGGGAGACACCGGCAGCCAGGGCCCGAUGGGAAUAAGAGGCCCUCCAGGUCCGCAUGGACCCCCAGGGAGUCCUGGACAAGAAGGAGCUAUGGGCAGCCCUGGAGAGAGGGGCCCUCCAGGCCCCCCAGGACCUCCUGGUCCCCCUGGUCCUCCAGCCCCAGUUGGGCCACCCCACGCCCGGACUGUUGAGCCAGGGGACCCAUUACUAUCCAACACCUUCACUGAGACAAGCAGUCACUGGCCCCAGGGACCUGUUGGGCCUCCAGGACCCCCAGGACCCGUAGGUCCUCCUGGGCCUCCUGGUCCCAUGGGUCUCCCUGGGAGUCCUGGACACAUGGUGAGAAACCCCCCCCCCGGCCCUACUGGCCCCAAAGGAACCUCCGACCACCUAGGAGAGAAGGGAGAGCAAGGACUUCGAGGGGAGCCUGGUCCCCAAGGGUCUGCUGGGCAACGGGGAGAACCUGGCCCCAAAGGAGACCCUGGUGAGACAAGCCACCGGGCUCCUAGCUUACAGAGCUUCCUGCAGCAGCAGGCUCAGCUGGAGCUCCUGGCCAGACGGGUCACCCUCCUGGAAGCCAUCAUCUGGCCAGAACCAGAGCUGGGAUCUGGGGCAGGCCCUGCCGGCACGGGCAUCCCCAGUCUGCUUCGGGGCAAGAGGGCAGGACACACGGCCAACUACCGGAUUGUGACCCCCAAGAGCCGAAACGAGAGUGGUUGA
Molecule: messenger RNA, 1398 nt
Organism: Elephantulus edwardii (Cape elephant shrew)
Lineage: Eukaryota; Metazoa; Chordata; Mammalia; Macroscelidea; Macroscelididae
Gene: EMID1
Product: EMI domain containing 1
Exons: 16
Coding region: 1-1398 (465 amino acids)
Molecular function (GO): protein binding
Source: RefSeq, a predicted model, not a curated record